This is a messenger RNA of Rotaria sordida, 1332 nucleotides long. The record is from the annotation of a GenBank genome assembly. NCBI's taxonomy places the organism in Eukaryota, Metazoa, Rotifera, Eurotatoria, Philodinida, Philodinidae.
AUGCCUCAUGUAAAAUUAUCACCUCUAAAUCAAAAUUUAGAAUUAUAUUAUGAAGUUCAUGGUUCAGGUGAAAUUAAAAUAUUAUUUAUUAUGGGUUUAUUAGCUGAUGGUGCAGCUUGGUAUCGUCAAACUGAUUUUUUUCGUCAACUAUCUCAUUAUCAAUGUGUUAGUUUUGAUAAUCGUGGAUAUGGUCGUUCAUCUUCUCCAUUAACUAUUCAUUAUACUACAACUCAAAUGGCAAAAGAUGCUCUUGCACUUAUUAAUCAUUUACAAUGGACUCAAUGUCAUGCUGUCGGUAUAUCAAUGGGUGGAAUGAUUGCACUUGAAUUAGCAUUAUUAGCACCCGAAAAAAUUCUUUCAUUAACACUUUUAUCUACACAUGCUGGCGGCCUUGCUGGUCGAGCACCAUUCGUUGGUAUUCGUCAUAUGAUUCGAUCUAUAUUAUUAAGUGAUGAAAAUUUAUUAGUAGAAAAUGUUAUGACAAUGCUUUAUGGUGUAAAAACACUCAAUGAUCCAGAUAAACGAAAACUAUUAUAUGAUUAUCAUGUUAAACGAUUUCGAGAACGUAUGACACCAACAAUUAUUGGUCUUAUAGGACAAAUAACUGCUGUAUAUAAACAUUAUGUUAGUUAUGCAGAUUUACUUAAAAUUCGUUAUGCACCAUUUGAAUGUUUAAUUAUGGUUGGUACGGAAGAUCGACUUGUACGAGAAACAAAUUCUUAUAUGCUUCGACGAAUUCUUGGUUGUCGUCUUGUUAAACUUGAUAAUGCUGGACAUGGUUUACAAGGUGAAUAUGCAAAAGAAGUUAAUCAAGAAUUAUUAAAAUUAUUUGAAUCAAUUCGUAAAAAAGAACCAUCACAAAAAUCAAGACAAGAAAUACCAGAAGAAUAUGCAAUAGAAAUAAAAGCUCUUCAACAAUGUUGUCAACAUCGUUCACAUUGUCUUAUAUAUGAUAUUGUUGGAUUCUUACAGGGUCUACUUCUCGGUAUGAUUCUCUUCUGUUUAUUGUCAAUUGUUGAAUCAACAAAGAUUCAAUGGCCUGGAAUUCAUUUAACCUUCGAAAGUGUUAUAUUAGUUGGAUGUUUGAAUGGUCUUCGUCGAGCUAUUAAAUGUGUAUAUCAUGCAUUUCGUGCACGAUGUUUUGUUCAAGAAUAUCAUUUACAACUUGAUCGAGCAGCUCAUCAUGGUGGUAUUGGUGUUGCAUUACCUGAAGAACCAAAAAAUGGUAUACCAUAUGGUUGUGGUUUUGAAUAUCCUAUUCCUUCAUUAAUAUUUAUAGCUAAUUUGAUUAGUCUUAUUUAUUGGACAAGAAUAUAUGAACAAACAACUUAA